CUUGGGCCUCUUCUUGCUGGUUUCUAGACUCAACUGGGUCAGCAUUGUGCCUAUCAUUUUACUUCUAUGUACUUCUCAGUGCAGCAAGUAUGUCUCCAAGGUAUUCGUCGCAAAGCAAAGGGCAUGGAAUGAUGCCACACAGACGCGAAUCGGCCUCAUCAAGACAGUCCUUGAAAAAAUGAAGUCAAUCAAAGCAAUGGGCUUUCCACAGAAUGUUCAAGGAAAGAUUCAAGACGCUCGUGACAUGGAGUUAACUGCAGCUCGAGUUAUCUAUUGGCUUGACGUGCUUUUAGCAGCUUCUGCAAGUUUCCUAAAUGCUCUUGGACCUGCCAUCACCCUUGGCAUCUACACCAUUUGGGCCAAGCUCACUGGAAAUGCCCUUCUAGAUGCAGAUGGAAUUUUCACUUCGUUCGCACUGGUCCAGAUGGUUACCCUGCCAGCCAACUCAAUCUUGUUCGCCCUUCCUGGAUUUUUCUCAGCACUUGCAGGGUUUGAUCGGAUUCAAAGCUAUUUGUUAGAGCCCAUACAAGAAGACGAUCGCAUUGUCCUUGCGCUUGAGACGGAGACUUCAGGUAGUACGCCAGAGCGUGAUCAGCAUGUGGCUUUUGAGUCCAUCGACUUUGGCAGAGUUGAUGCUGUUUCAGUUGAAGAUCUGACAGUCACUUAUGGAAAUGGAUCCAGACCGGUGCUACAGAACAUCACGUUUGGUAUUGGCAUUGGCUCGAUUGUGAUAAUUACUGGACCCACUGGCUCUGGUAAAACAACAUUGCUCAGGACUAUCAUAGGUGAUCUGCAACCCGAAUCUGGGACCGCACUGGUCACUUCUGGAGUGAUGGCAUACUGUGCCCAGUCACCCUGGUUAGGAAGCGGCACGAUUCGUGAUAAUGUUGCAGGACCUCCAGGCUCUAAAGUGACCGACGAAGAUUGGUAUCGACGAGUAAUCAGAGCUUGCGACCUGGAAUAUGAUCUUCAAAAGCUGCCUGCGGGAGAUCGCACGAUUAUCGGCAACGGAGGGACAUCUCUUUCAGGGGGCCAAAGACAACGAGUAGCACUCGCCCGAGCCAUCUAUUCUGGGCUAGAUAUUCUGGUUCUUGAUGAUGUGUUUAGCGCACUUGACGCUCGAACUGCUGGACGCAUCGCCAAUCGCUUGCUAGGUCCAGCUGGUCUGUUUCGUGAACUCGGAAAGACUGUGAUCCUGAGCACACACACAGUCAACUUUCUCCCGUUCGCAGACGAGGUUAUUGUGCUUAACAAUGACGGGAGCAUUGCCGAGCAGGGCCCAUGGGAUCAAAUCAAGGGCCAAGAUCGUUUCAGUAGCUUGAAGCCACUCGAGGUGUUUGAUAUAAGCGACGAUGCUACCGAAGAAACCAAUUAUCCGCCCUUUCAACCUGAGGAACCGCCCAAGGCAAAGACACCGUCGGAUUUGAACCGUCAAACGGGAAACGGUGCCAUCUAUUGGCACUACAUUCAAGCUAUUGGAAAAACCCGUGUUUUCGCCACCCUUCUCAUUAUGAUUUCUUCCGCGACUUUUGCUGUGCUAAUCCAAACAUGGCUUCGAUGGUGGUCAGAGGACAAUGAUGCAGGACAACGGACAUGGCUCCAUCUUGCAGUCUACCUUGCUCUCUCCCUUGGCCAUUGGUCCGCUCUCGCCAGUAUCAGCACUGUCUCACUACUCAUAGUACCCACAUCUGGCCGCAAUCUACACAAUCAGCUACUGAAGACAGUGGUGAAGGCCCCAUUGGCAUUCAUCACAUCCACGGAUAUCGGCACGACUCUGUCGCGAUUCAGCCAAGACAUGACACAAGUUGAUCGCCGCCUACCCGGUCAAGUAGCUGCUCUCGGAAGUCAAGCCUUCAAGCUUCUCGCCCAGGUCUUUUUGCUCUUCAUGGCACAGACAUACAUGCUUAUCACUUUUCCCAUUCUGGCCCUGAUCGUCUAUGCCAUCCAGAAGAUAUACCUACUCACCAGCAGACAACUGCGGUGGCUCAGCAUGGAAGCAAAUGCCCUUCCCAGCAACAACUUUUUGGAAACCGUCCAGGGAAUCGCGACCAUUCGUGCGUUUGGAUGGGAGGAUGCGUAUGCCGCCGAGAAUAGCAAAGCAGUUGAUGCCGCACAAUUACCCUCCUAUACCCUCUUCUCCAUCGAACAAUGGCUAGCCCUGGUGCUGGACUUGAUCGUCGCUGGGGUGGCCCUGCUCAACGUGGUCCUCAUUGUUACCCUGACGGAUAGCUUUACAGCGGGCGAUGUGGGAAUCAGCAUGAAUGUGAUUCUGACGGUGAAUAUGGUCCUAUUGAUCACCGUUCAAUCAUGGGCGAACUUUGAUGCCUCGCUGGGCGUCAUUUCGCGCAUUAUGGAUUUUGCGAAAACGGUGACCCCGGAGCCAGAACCAGCCUCGCCACUGGUACCCCCCAAAUCAUGGCCCGCUAGCGGUGCAGUCGAACUGAGGAAUGUUGUUGCAGACUACGACCAGCCAACCGAAGCAUCGGCAUUGUUGGAACCCCACGCUCACGCUCUUGACCACAUCUCAUUGAAACUAUCCCCAGGCCAGACAGUCGGCAUCUGCGGACGCACCGGCAGCGGAAAAUCGUCCCUCUUCCUGAGUUUCGUUCGUCUUCUCGAGCUAUCCGAGGGCAGCAUCAUCAUCGACGGCUUAAACCUGAGCUCUAUCUCCCGAGAUGUAGUCCGGUCUCGACUGAUCACCGUCCCCCAAGACUCAUUCAUUCUUGCCAGCGACACCGUGCGUCAAAACCUGGACGCAACCGGCACCGCAACCAAUGACGAGAUCUUAGACGCCCUGGAUAAAGUCCACCUCUCCUCUACUUUGGAAAAUAGAGCCAUUGAUUCCGGCUUCACAUCGACUGUCUUUCUUGACGUACCGAUGAAGGAGUGGCCGUUAUCGCAGGGCCAGUUACAGCUUUUCUCUCUUGCGCGGGCCCUUUUGCUUCGUCGCUCGCGUGGAAAAGUCAUUUUGCUCGAUGAGGCUACUAGUAGUAUCGAUUUUGAGACAGACGCAUUGAUACAGAAGGUGCUACGCGAGGAGUUCAGAGGAUAUACCGUUCUUGUUGUGGCUCAUCGGCUGGAAACGAUUGCCGAGGCAGACUCUGUGGUGGUUUUGGAUCAGGGCUGUGUUGCGGAGGUGGGUGAUGUGCGUGAGCUGCUACAGCGUGAUGGAUCGGUGUUGAGGUCGCUUUUUGGGUCGGAGUCUUCUUGAGAGAAUAG
Messenger RNA from Aspergillus sclerotioniger CBS 115572, 3219 nucleotides. Its product is annotated as P-loop containing nucleoside triphosphate hydrolase protein. NCBI's taxonomy places the organism in Eukaryota, Fungi, Ascomycota, Eurotiomycetes, Eurotiales, Aspergillaceae. Bases 179 to 3211 code for a protein of 1010 amino acids. Gene Ontology annotation, biological process: transmembrane transport. Gene Ontology annotation, molecular function: ATP binding; ATP hydrolysis activity; ABC-type transporter activity. The transcript is spliced from 4 exons. Gene Ontology annotation, cellular component: membrane. The record is from RefSeq and is a predicted model, not a curated record.